Haliotis rubra (blacklip abalone) is the source of this 3601-nucleotide messenger RNA. RefSeq names its product spermatogenesis-associated serine-rich protein 2-like. The transcript is spliced from 17 exons. Gene Ontology annotation, molecular function: ubiquitin binding. NCBI's taxonomy places the organism in Eukaryota, Metazoa, Mollusca, Gastropoda, Lepetellida, Haliotidae. The record is from RefSeq and is a predicted model, not a curated record. Gene Ontology annotation, cellular component: cytoplasm. The coding region runs from base 353 to 2194 and encodes 613 amino acids.
CCUCCAGCCUUUGAGGGACGUGGAUCUAUAGCAAUUUUUGCUGACUUUGCCACAGUUAUGGAUUGAAAGCUUGUACAUUUACUAGCAUGUAUUAGCUGGCCAAUGAUUAUUUGAAAUUUACGCGACUCGGCGAGGUUUGGACACCAGCUGACGACACAUUGAUUCUACUUUUACUUUCUAUUUCCAAGAAGCGGCGAUCAUUUCACAACCAGCAAGGCGGAGUAGCACCCUUAUUUGGAUAUUACCGUUUGCUUCUACUUGAUACGUAGAUAGGAAUUACAACAACGCGCAACAGUUUGUCUGACCAGAUAACGCUACAUCCAUUCACUUUGACACACGCACCAAAGCUGUGAUGGCCGAGGUCAACUCUGAGGACAAGGUCAAUGUGAAAGAAAAGGUUACUGCAGUGCGAGAAGUGGUCCCGGGCAAGAGCACCAAUGAGAUAGUUCUAGUUCUUCAGUACUAUGAUUACAAUGUAGAAAGGGCAAUACAGGCAUACCUGGAAGAUGGUGCUAAAGAGGCCUUAACGGAAUGGCAUUUUACUGGUAACAAGGUCCCAAAUAAGAAGAAAAAAAAUAAGAAGGCAAAAGCAUCUGGAGGUAACCAGAGUCCUCCUUCCACUGAUGACAAGAAGACUGCUGUAUCCAACCAUACCAAAGAGCCACUUACAAAUGGGGAUGUACAUGAAGAUGAGGAGCUGCUGCAGGCACGGGCCAGGCUGCUGGACGGAGACACUUCCCAACUUACACAGCAAGCCCCCGGCGGGGCAACAGCCGCCCCACCCUCUGCUCCCUCCACUACACCAGCUCCCUCCACAGUGUCUGCUCCGACACCCACAUCUACUGAUGAGGCCAAGAAAUCGACACAUAACAACAAACACUAUAACAAACAUUCGGACAAACACUCAGAUCAUCAUCCCCAUGGCAGUCAAAACACGCAUCAUCAGCGACAACGAACCUCGAGAGAACGAAGUGUGUCUAGUGUGAGCAGCCAGGGCGUAAAGAAACCAUUUGCAGGUUUGGAAAAGUCUACAAAAGAUCUUCAGCGGCAGACGAUAUCCCUGGAGAGGUUACGUAUGGGUCUGGACUCUGAGAUAGAGAAGGCUUACAAGAGAGUGAAAGCAGUGUUUGAUGAGGCCAGGAACUGCUUUAAUGACCGGGAGGUUCAGUUGAUACGAGAAGUUGAUGCCUUGAAGGACCAAGCCAACCAGGUGUUCCGCAUGCGUCAAGUCAAGGCUGCAGACCUGAAAGUGCGUGUGGAGAGGGCAGAGCGACUUAACAGUACCGAACUAGCAGAACUUAGGGCCGAUAUUAAAUUGUUUGUAAGUGACCGGAAGGUAGACGAGGAUCUUGGCCGGACUACAAGGUUUACAUAUGACUCGGACCAUUUUUUACAGGAAAUCAGGACUUUUGGAUCAGUUGUACCUGUGAAGUGCUCCUACAACACUCGGCGUCCAUCCGUCUCCUCGGUAGCUAGCAGUGUCGGACAGGACGAGCCCACGUCUCCAGGCCUUAGAUCUCAACCUAUGCAUACUGACCUAGACAGUGCCUCAACUCCAAGAGACAACACCUUGUCUGCGGCGGAAAUGGCUCAACUGCAACAACGAUUGAAAGACUCCCUGCAAUUACAGAAACCUAAUAAGAAGAAGGGUUUGUCUGUAAAGUCUCCACCUCCUAGAAACAGACCUGCAUCAGGAACUGCUCAAAAAGAAGAUGGUGAUCAUGGAGAUGACUCCCGGAGGAACAAGUCUGGUCGCAGGAGAUGGGAUAACAACAAGGAUACUCCCCCAAAAGACGCUUCUGAUCACGUGAGAGAAAACCACUCUAGCAUGUCCCAGUCUGCUCAGUCAGGUUCCACACAGCAAACCAACCCCAACAACAGAUCCAACCAGUCCCCUAGAAGGAACUACUCAGGUGGACAAUCCAGUCCUCGCAGAUAUGGUAGUGGAGGACCAAGGGGGAGAGGACGUCGAGGGAGGGGGGAUGGCUAUCCUGAGGAUGGUUCACAUCGAAGGGAAUAUGAGCGCAGCCAAAGAGGGCAUGGGGAGGGUCGGAGUAGAGGGGGCAGGGGUCGGGAUGGUGGGGGAAGAGGCAGAAGUAAUCCCAGUCCUCACCCUAAUGCUCAAUCUAGUCAGGCUGGCAAGACAUCAGGAACCCCUGCCGUCAAUGGAACAAGUGUAAAUGGAGAGAAUUAACUACUGGCUUAAUGGCUUUCAUAUGCACACAUUGUUUUCCUUUUGUUAUUAUUGUAACAAGUGUUAAUGUGUUACACAGGAAUUUCUUGCAAAUAUUGUGUUUGGAAAAUGGUCUUUACCUAAGGAUGAUUUUCAUUGUGUACAUUAUUUUAUAUUCUGCAUUAAUAAAUCCUGAAAGCAACUAGUAUAGGUGGACUAAAUUGGAGGGAUGUCUUCAAUACCUAUUAGUAUGACAACAGAUUCAAAGUAUUCCCCUUUAUGGUCCAUACUAAGCACUUUAUUUUCAGUUCAGCGUCAGAACAGACACAUGAAAUGCCAUUAACUUCUUUAUAAUUCAAAUGAUUUGUGAAGUGUAAUAUUAUGACAGUGUGACUUAAAUUGGCAUGACACAAUGAAAUAUGUUGAUCACUAUAGUCAGUUACUGAAAGAUGAAAUAACUCAUCAUAUUCAUGGAUGGGUCCAUAUUCUGACUACCUUACAUCCAUCUCAAGUGUAUGUGUCCUAAGAGAAACUUCCUGAGUUGAACAUUCUUAUUUUGUGGGUGAAUGGUUUGAUUUGACAAGCGUAAUUUUUGUUAUUUUCUACUGUUAUGAUGAAACUUGCACAUGUAGAACCUCCAUGCAACUUCCGUCAUGAUAUGACACCAUUGACUUCGUCCAUUUUUAUGGUUAGAAUGUAAACUUUGUACAGACAAUACUUUGCUGUGUAAAACGCUUUGUUACAGACUGUAGAUAUGCAAAUGUCCCCAAAGACGGUAUUCUUCAGAACAUUGUAACUACAAAUUUCCAUAAUUAGCUUGAUUGUACAAGUCUUUCAAUUCAGCCCUAGUCAGAAAAUUUGACCGAAGGUUAACACUCUGAGUAAUUCCUGAAUCCUGUUUUCAGUAAAUCUGCUUGUACAUGUGUAAGCAUGUGUACCUUGGUAUUUUGUAUAUACUACAUAUAUAGAAGAAGAAGUAUAGAAACAAAACACUCAAAACAUGAUACAUAUGAAUUUCUUGCUCAUGAUAUUUAUUUUUAAAACAUUUUUUGUUUGUAAAGAGUAAUCUAUUUUUCUUUGUAUAAAACAACCCAGAUAUUUUUCUUUGGAAUAACACAUUGAAAUUUUCACAAUGAUAUUAAAUAAUGUUGACUUUAUUUAUAGUUGACUGUGAUUUAUUAAGAUUAAUUUUUCCUUUGUGCCAAUAUGUCUGUUACCAUGUUGAGAUGAUUGAUUUAGGGUGAAAUUCUCUCUUGUCUGUAGUGAUGAUUAUUUACACCUGAACCCUGUGCCAUAUAUUGAAUGAUAUUGUUAAUGUAUAUCUGUCAUGACAUGCAAUGAUACCAGGGACAAGUUUUAUCUAUGAAUAGUUUGGUUUUGCUAUACACAAAUUAAGUUUAGAUUUUUCAAUCCACAAAUCUAUUACUU